GGCUGCGCAGGCUCUAAGACUCUCUCUCACACACACAGAUCGACAUAUACAGAUCAGAUACCUGACAGCAGCUGACUAACUCAGGAUGGUGAAGAUGUCAGGAAGAGUCACCAGUUGCUGUGUGGCUCUGUUCUUUGCCUUGACCUCUGUGACAGCUGUAGAAAAACUCAAUUCAAUCAAUGAUUUGAAGAAAAUCAAUUUUGGAAAAGCUGUGCCCAAGCACAGUCUUUUGCUGCUCCACUGGUUUGCCAACACAGUUGAUAUCAACAAUAACAAUAUCAUACAGCUGACCUUUGACCUAAACAGAGGAGAUUAUGGCUCACAUCAUUAUGGCAACUUUGAGGGGCUGUUGGACCCACUGCCUCGGGGAAAUGGAUACAGAUACUAUACUAUUGGCAACCUCAAUCAAGAAACGUCCAUGCCACUUCCAUCUUAUGUUGUCCACCCCCAAAGGGAGUAUAUGGGAAGAAACAGAGACAGAAUCAUCAUUCGUGUCAGGGAGCAGAACACAGGAUGGGGAGCUUUGCCAAGGAUAGACCAAGUGUACAUCACACAGCAUUAUGACACUUCUGAGAAUCAGGGUACACCUUAUGAUCCAGCUCAUACCUACCAGAUCACUACUGACCUCUUGAGACAGAUCAGAGAUUUUUCUGCAGGACAAAACCAACAGCAACUCUUGCAUCUGAGAAACCGCUAUGGAAGUAACGCUGAUGAUUUCCUGUUAAGGGACAUCAGAAUAACAUGGGGGGACCUUGCUUGCCUUGGACUGCUGCUGUUUAUUGUGAUCCAGGAAAAGCACUCCUUCAACCAACGCAAUAACAGACCCGAAAACAACUCCAGACCGGUAAACUACCCCAGACAUGAAAACAGAAGAAAUGAUUGGGUUGACGGUGCUUCAGAGAGAUGGACCAACAUUCCCAGAGAUUUUAGAGGCCAAAGUGACGUUGUAGUGGAUUUCAACAAUGAUGAGGACCAUGAUGCCAGCAGCAUGACUUGGAGCAGAGAAUCAGGCAGUGAAUACAUCUCAUUACCCCGGUGCAACAUCAGGAGGUUGUUCUGUAUUUUAUGUAUCGCAGCCUUAGGUUUAAUUUUAUUGGGUAUUGCGUUAUUUUUUUCUCUAAGAGACAAUAAAACUUUAUUUUAGUUCAGUCAAGAUUGAGAUACAGGCUUGGGAUUAACAUGCGUGUGAUAAAAGCCAAACACUUCAAAUGGCAGAUUUCAGACUCUGUGCUAUGAAAGGCUGAGAGUCUUCAGGACAUGUGAAGCUUCAUAGCUCUCUUUACUAAAUUGCACUUUGUUAAUAAAAGCAGAAAUUGUUCAUUAUUACAAAAGUAUUUGAACUAGGCAAAAUGGCUUUUACUGUUUAUUACAAUGCACUAAUCUGGCAAGAUCAUAAAGCUUCAGGCUUCAUCUGUGUCACUUUCUAGCAAGUAUAAUCUAAUAGUAUUGACAUCCUGCUGAUUGAUCCUGUGUCUGAGACAGAAUGUAAAUUGUUCUCAUGGAUAAAUGAAACUGAUAAGUGAACGGCUCUAUGACUGUUAA
This is a messenger RNA of Epinephelus fuscoguttatus (brown-marbled grouper), 1542 nucleotides long. RefSeq lists its product as uncharacterized. The coding region runs from base 86 to 1144 and encodes 352 amino acids. The transcript has 2 exons. The record is from RefSeq and is a predicted model, not a curated record. NCBI's taxonomy places the organism in Eukaryota, Metazoa, Chordata, Actinopteri, Perciformes, Serranidae.